AUGCUGUACACCGCACUUGGACACUCGUGGCACCCUACCCGUUGCGACAAGUGUACAGGCUAUUGUUGUCCCGUCACCUUGGCAGCUCUGGAAGCAGACGGAACAGUACAACGAGAACAACGUCCUGAUGGUGGUGUGGAACUCGCCAAAGAGAAUUUCUUGCAAAGACUUUGCCUCAACAAUGCAGCUUAUGUUGUGACUCCAAUUCUUCGCGCAGUAGUAGCGCGUGAGAGUGUAGUUGCCCAGGCGUGGCAUUCUGCAUGA
Alternaria burnsii is the source of this 264-nucleotide messenger RNA. RefSeq lists its product as uncharacterized. The record is from RefSeq and is a predicted model, not a curated record. The transcript has a single exon. NCBI's taxonomy places the organism in Eukaryota, Fungi, Ascomycota, Dothideomycetes, Pleosporales, Pleosporaceae. The coding region runs from base 1 to 264 and encodes 87 amino acids.